Ilex paraguariensis (yerba mate) is the source of this 1285-nucleotide messenger RNA. NCBI's taxonomy places the organism in Eukaryota, Viridiplantae, Streptophyta, Magnoliopsida, Aquifoliales, Aquifoliaceae. The record is from the annotation of a GenBank genome assembly.
CACCUUAUGUAUAAAAACAAAUACAUCCCUUUCUUGUUCUAUUUUCUCUCAUUUGUAUGCACUUGGUGGCAGUGAAGCUGUGAAUUAAUGCAGUGUCUCUUGAAGUUUGAAGUCCCCAAGGUUGAACUGCAGAAUUUCAAUCUGGCUUCACAUAGCUCAGCUUGUUUGCAAGUUCGCAUGGAUUCAUCUGACUGGCUACAGGGCACAAUUAUCGACGAGACAGGAAUGGAUUCUUCUUCUUCACCAUCUGGGGACAUGCUCACAUGCUCAAAUCCCUUACUAGAGACCAGACUUAGGCCCCAACAUGACCAAGCCAUAAAGUGCCCUAGGUGUGACUCAACACACACCAAGUUCUGUUACUACAACAACUAUAGUCUCACCCAGCCAAGGUACUACUGCAAAACAUGUAGAAGGUAUUGGACCAAAGGAGGGACCCUAAGGAACAUCCCUGUGGGUGGUGGAUGUAGGAAGAACAAGAAGGUUUCUUCCAAGAAAUCAAAUGAUCAACCCUUCGACCCGAACCCCAGACCCAGAUCAUCGUCUAUCAAUCCAACUGAUCUUCACCUUUCUAACAUAUUAGGCAACCAUGGUGGCCUUACUAGCCCUAGUUUCAUGGACACCAAGUACAAUGCCUUACUUGAAAAUCCUAGACCCAUUUAUUUUAUGGAAAGUAAGUAUGAUGGUCAUGUUGGAGUCAGUUCUAGAGACCAUGGUUUCAUGGAAAAUGGUGGAUUAAGUAUGAUGGGUGGGUUUGGUGAUAUGGGUACUCAUGGGUUGGGAUCCAAUUGUCAUGGCUAUUGGUCUCCAUUUGGAAUGUCUCUUGAUGGGAACACUAGUGGGAGUGGGACUUUGAUGAACAGUGACCAGAGGCUAAAUUUAAAGCUUCAACAUGGAGGAAAUGAGGAUCAAAAUGCAAUGGAAGUGAAGCAAAACAACAAGCUUUUGUCACUAGAAUGGCAAGAUCAAGGUAGUUCUUCUGAUUCUGGGAAGGGCUCUUUUGGUUAUCCCAAUGGACUUGGACUGUGGACUCGCAUGAUGAACAGUUAUGGGUCUUCUGCAACAAACCCAUUGGUUUAAAGGGUCAGACAAGACUAUACUUCUGAAUCUGAUCAUCAAGUUUUGUUGCAUGAUGAAUGGUUAAGAUCAUCUACAAGAAAUAUAAUCCUGAUAGUGACUGUCUAAUUAUAUAGAUACAAGAAAAUGCCGUUGAUGGAAAGGGUUUUUUAGGGUUUCUGUCUGUGAAGGUUGUUCCUGUUAAUAAUUGACUCGACUAGCCUGAGUGGGA